CUGGCCAAUAAACCUCAGCACGUUCGCAGCACUAUAAACAUUGCAACAAAAAAAAUUAAAAAAGAAUCUUACGUGUGAAAAAUUAGGGAAAGACAGCCGAGGCAUUCCAACCACCAAGCCAAGGUGGCUAAAAUGAGCCAGCGUUAAGCUCGAACGAUCGCACCAAAUAAAAAACAUUCAAUCUCUCCACUGGCUCUGCGUUCCGAGGAGGAAGUAAAUAACACAACACGUCAGAAGUGGAAGACCUGCUGAUAGACCACCGACCGAAAUUAUCGUUGGAAUUUAUUGGUCUACAUUGCCAAAACAAGACAAUGAAGGUCAACAGUUGGAUGUGCUUGCUGGUGCUGCAUCUGGCUUGGCAGAUGCGGGCUGAGGAGCUUCAGGGGCCCAACACAGAUGCCACUGGCAGCAGUACCGAAAACGGACUGAGAACUGGCACCGGAACGGGAACGGGUACAGCAACGGGUUUGGGUACGGGCACUGCCACGCCCACGCUGCCCAACGAGCCCUCCACUCAGGCAGAGGCCGAGGAUGUGACCACGGCAGAGUCAGAGUCAAGGACUCCAGCCGAAAGCAACGAGCGCAAGGCGGGCAAGCCCAAGGACUCGACUGAGGCUUCACCAAGGACAAAGGUCAUGCCUGCUGCCCUGCUUGAACGGCUCUGGAACGAUAGUCUAAUGAGGCAGCAAAAGCUGAAGGCCGAGAUCGAGCGAAUCGAAGCUAAACGUCAGCCCACUGAGGUGGUGGAACUGACUCCGGAGCAAAUUGAAGCUCAAACCAUGUACGAUAACGCCAUGGACAUGCUGGCCAAACCGCACACGGACAAGCGAGUGGCCUUCACCUUGCUGAAAAAGGCUGCUGCCUUCAAUCAUCUCAAGGCUCGGGCGGAACUAGCAUGGGCCGUCCUUCUGGGUCAUUGGAUUGACUUUGAUUUCAACCACGCUGCUGAUGAGUUCGAGAGUCUGGCCAACGAGGGUGUUCCAGAGGCACACAUGGGACUGGGAUUCCUCUAUUCGGCGGGCGUGGGUGGCAAGAACGUGAGCCAACCGCUCGCCCUAAUCCACUACACGAUGGCCGCUCUUGGCGACAACACUCUGGCCCAGAUGGCCAUAGGUUAUCGUUAUCUGUACGGCAUCAAUGUGCCCAUCAGCUGCGAAAAAGCGCUGAUUCAGUACAAGCGAGUAGCCAAGAAGGUAGCCUCCAAGAUCACUUUUGCUAACGGUCCAGUUGUGCAUCGCGUGCGAUUGCUAGACGAGCUGGAAAACCCCGGCAGCCAUGAAACUGAGAUUGUGGACUAUUACCAACUGCUAGCCGACAAAGGAGACGUCCAGUCACAGGUUGGAUUGGGCCAGCUGUAUUACCAGGGCGGCAAGGCCACUGAGCAAGAUCACCAGAAGGCUUUGGAGUACUUUACCCAGGCGGCUAAUGCAGGCAAUGCGAUUGGCUUCGCUUUUCUGGGCAAGCUUUAUCUCGAGGGAAGUGAGCAAAUCAAGGCAGAUAAUGAAACCGCAUUAAAGUACUUCUCCAAGGCCGCUGAAAUGGGUGAUCCAGUGGGUCAGAGCGGAUUGGGUCUCAUGUACCUGAAGGGUUUGGGUGUGCCGAAGGAUUCCAUCAAGGCUUUGUCUUACUUCACGCAGGCUGCCGAUCAAGGAUGGGUGGAUGGACAACUGCAGUUGGGAAACAUGUAUUUCACUGGCAAUGGCGUAAAAACAGACUACAAACUGGCCCUCAAGUAUUUUAACCUGGCUACCCAAUCAGGCCAUGUUUUAGCUUACUAUAAUCUAGGAGUGAUGAAUGCUUAUGGCAUGGGAAUGCUACGUUCGUGUCCAGCGGCGGUAGAAUUCUUCAAGACCGUCUCAGAACGAGGACGCUGGAGCAGCCGACUGAUGCACGCCUACAGUGAUUAUAAGAAGAACCGCAUCGACGAGGCUUAUAUGCAAUAUUCGCUGAUGGCUGAAGUCGGCUACGAAGUGGCCCAGAGCAAUGCCGCCUUUUUACUCGAUCGCGAGGAGGUGCAUGUGUUUAACGAUCGACACGAAGAUUUGAUUCGCGCCUUUUACUACUGGAAACGGGCAGCCGGACAGGGUUACUCCGCAGCCCAAGUAAAGCUGGGCGACUACUAUUAUUACGGCUGGGGCACGUCCACGGACUUCGAGACUGCCGCCGCUCUUUACAGGAAAGCUUCAGAGCAGCAGUAUAAUGCGCAGGCUAUGUUCAACCUGGGCUACAUGCACGAACAGGGGCUGGGCAUGAAGAAAGACUGGCAUCUGGCUAAGAGAUUAUAUGAUUUGGCAGCCGAGACCAACUCGGAUGCCAAGGUCCCGGUGGCUAUUGCACUUUUCAAGCUGCAAAUACUGGCUAAAAUUGAAUCAAUAAAGGAAUCACCUUACAGGUUUAUCUUCUACAUGGAUGAAAAUAUCGCUGCCAAUUGGGAUUUGUACAUGAUAACCUUCUUAACUCUUCUUUUGGGUAUCAUUAUGUAUAUGAGACGCCCGGUUCAGCAACAGGAUCAGCCGGCCCAGCAGCCAGCUGCAGAUGACAUUGCUGCCGCGCCGGUCAAUCUGGCGCCAGUGGGGGCUGAAGCAGCAGCUGCAGCCGGAGUAGUCGACGGUGAGGUCGCAGUGGGCGCCGCGACCACAGCCUCCGUUGCCACUCCUGCGGCUACUACGUCCUCCUCUGCGCGAACGACUGCAGCCAAUGCUGGUGCAGCGUCACCGGGCGGCAGUAGCUCAACAUCUGCGGCGCCGGAUGGCGCCAACACACUCGAUCCUACUGACUAGUCUUAGUGAAUUGGUUAAUCAUCCCUCUAGGUUAAUUAGUGUGCGUGUAAAUAUUUAUCAUCUAAUUUCGCCCGAUUUAAUAUUUUUUAAUAAUUCUGAAACCGACCUUUUUAGAUAUUUAAAAAAUAUCCUACUCAGAUCAGAUUGUAAAUGUUGUACUGAUAAACCAAUGAAUCGAUCGACAUUUGAUACAUA
Molecule: messenger RNA, 2975 nt
Organism: Drosophila ficusphila
Lineage: Eukaryota; Metazoa; Arthropoda; Insecta; Diptera; Drosophilidae
Gene: Hrd3
Product: protein sel-1 homolog 1
Exons: 7
Coding region: 312-2780 (822 amino acids)
Biological process (GO): ERAD pathway
Cellular component (GO): endoplasmic reticulum membrane
Molecular function (GO): protein binding
Source: RefSeq, a predicted model, not a curated record